AUGUUCUCGAAUAUAGUCACUGCGGCUAAGGGUCUCUUCACGCGAUCGGAUUCUCAAGAGAGUUCUACAGAUCCUGCUGGCACCUCCGCCGCAAUCACAUCAGAAAUGGCGAACUCCACUCGACAAGGACCUGCUGCGUCUAAAGACACUUCCGAGGCCCCAAAGACGAAUGGUGUAAAGAAGCAAGGAAAGCGCAAGGCACCAAGUGAUGAACAGCAGACCAAGCGACGAAAGCAAAAUAGCCUCAAGGCUGCAGAGAGUGACGGCGAAGAAUCCGAAUCUCCCAAGAUCCCAGCCGCUGGCGAGAAGAAAUCCGCAGACUCUGAACCCAAAGCGCACUUUCGAUUCGGAAGCGAGGAGCCUGAGACACCAGAGAUCCAGCCGGAGGAGAUCCCUCAAGCACCCAACCAGGAUGAGGAGAGUGACAGCGACAGCGACGAUGCGCCAGAGACAAUCGACAAUUCUGCACAACUCUUGAAGAUCAAGGAGCAAGCAAAGAAACAAGAAAAGUUAAAGAAAUUAGAGGAACAAGUGAAGAAGGACAAGCGGAGAAGAAUAGACGAGCGCCGGAAAUUGCAAGCAAAGCCAAAGGCCAAGGAAGCUGCCCCUAGCGACGACCUUUCUGAAAGCACAGCAACUCUUCAGGGCUCGAGCACACAAGACGCAAGCCGAAGUGCUCUCCCCGCAUUGCUCCCCGAUGACAUUUUGAAUGCCGAGCCUGUUCUUCGACUUCCCUCUCCACUGGCAGAUGAUUCAUCUGUACGCACCAAGCCAAACAAGUUGCGAUUCCUUGACAAGACCGAAAAGGCGCCCAAGGACGUUCGGGCUGGCGAUGUUACCAUUCGAGUUCUCGAUGCACCAUCUGUGAAGAAGAAUUCCAGGCCCGCCUUGCCUCCCAAAGCUUCAAAGACUGGGCUGAAUGUCAAGGAUAAUUGGCUGAAUAGAAAGCGGAGCACUGGGUAUGUCAAUGGACUGCGAAGGACGGCAGGCGGUCCUUCAGGAUUUGUGCGCCGGUGA
Molecule: messenger RNA, 1017 nt
Organism: Penicillium angulare
Lineage: Eukaryota; Fungi; Ascomycota; Eurotiomycetes; Eurotiales; Aspergillaceae
Exons: 2
Coding region: 1-1017 (338 amino acids)
Biological process (GO): rRNA processing
Molecular function (GO): snoRNA binding
Source: RefSeq, a predicted model, not a curated record